Molecule: messenger RNA, 2117 nt
Organism: Mya arenaria
Lineage: Eukaryota; Metazoa; Mollusca; Bivalvia; Myida; Myidae
Product: monocarboxylate transporter 13-like
Exons: 5
Coding region: 325-1857 (510 amino acids)
Biological process (GO): transmembrane transport; monocarboxylic acid transport
Molecular function (GO): monocarboxylic acid transmembrane transporter activity
Source: RefSeq, a predicted model, not a curated record
CUUUAAAACAUUGAUGCUUCCUCGACGCUCAUGUAUUGGAGCGAAAUAUUUCGAGAGUGACGAACAGCAGAGCGAGAUGGAUACUUAAACCAGGACAGUGGAGCAAUGGUCGAUCUAGUUUAAGCCUGAAAUAUCAUGGAACUAUUACGGGCUUCAACCUGUUUUCAACGUGGUAGAAUUGAGAGAUGUGAGGUUUAUCAUGUGAUACUAUAGUUGUUUAAUCAGCUUCAACACUGCCGUCAACGUAAACGUGAACAUUAAUUACACGUUUGUUCUUACGCUGACGUUAUAGGCUGCAUUACGUCUUUUGGCGUUUAAGAAGGCAUGGAGGGAAACGCUAAGACAGAGGACUUGCAACGUGGUCAACAAGAGGCGGGACAUUUGCUUCCUCCUGAUGCUGGGUUGUCUGAGAGCCAUAAACAAUUGUCUGAAAAUGGAAUACUUUCAACGUACGUUGCUACAGAAUUCGGUUCAGGAGUAUUGAAAAGUGUGCAUUCAGUGCAGGUCUGCGAGAAAGUGUGUGAACCAAACGGAAAUAAGGACGAAUGCAUUGAGGACUUGGAACCUCACCUAGAUUCGCACUGGAGCUUCGCUAUUGCGUUAGCGUCUUUCCUGGCACAAGCGAUUCUUGGCGGUCACGUUUACACGACGGGGAUUUUCUACACGGUAUUCCGGGAACAGUUUCCGGAAGCGAGGGAGGUGGCUGUCAGCUGGUUGUGCUCUAUGCCGAUCACACUGUGGUUCGUCGGAAGUCCUCUGGGUAGUGCUCUGUCAAACCGGUACGGAUGUCGAACUGCGUCAAUAACGGGAGGGUUUCUUGCGUCCACGGGGCUAACACUCUGUUACUUCACAAACAACUUCUAUCUCAUCUUUCUGUUUUAUGGCGUCGUUGCAGGUUUCGGCAACGGCAUACAUUAUGUAGGGUUCGUCGCGUCAGUGAGCAGAUACUUCAAGAAAUUCCGCACCGUGGCAAACAUUAUCACCACAAUUGGGGUGACGUUUGGAAUGGCACUGUAUGCAACCUUAGUCCCUAUGCUCAACGACGCUUUCUCUUGGCAGGGGACUUUGUUAAUAUUAGGUGGAAUUAGUUUUAAUUUGUGUUCAUUGGCAUGUAUAUUAUUUCCCAUUAAACAUAGCACUCCCAUGCCAAAAAAGAAAAUAAUGAACUUCAGUCUUCUUAAAGACAAGCAUUUCCUCCUUUUCGAUAUUCAAUGCAUUUUAUGCAAUCUCUCAAGCGGAGUGAUUUUUCUCCAUCUGCCAGCUUUAAUUAUAUCAAACGGCAUAUCAUUCUCCGUCUCGUCUCUUUCACUCACCAUUUACGGAGUCUCGAACUGUGUUGCCAAGGUGAUAUACAGUGUCAUCGGGUACAUGUUCGCUCCCGAUUGCAGCGCCAUCUAUGUCAGCUCGCUAACGGUGUACGGUUGUGCUCUAAUCCUGCUAGCUACAUACCCAACUCAUAUGUGGGUCAUAUGUUUCUCGGCAAUCCUGGGAUUCACCUACAGCGUGACGGGUGGAUAUUUAGUAGAGGUUAUACUCAGCCUCGUUGGCCCCGAGAACAUUGCAGACGGAUUGGCGUUCGGUCAGGUCGGAAAAGCUGUUGGGAGUCUGCUGUGUGGGCCUUUGGCAGGUUUACUGUAUGAAUCCUCCGAAAGUUACCAGACCUCAUUCUUCGCGGGCGGUGUUAUCAUGCUACUUGGAUGUGUCCUUAUGCUGCCCGUUGCUAGGCAAAUGAGAAAGAACAACCGGUUGAGCAGGGAGUCGGAGACAGCGAUAGACUUUGAGGAAGAAAAUGACUGCGAAAUCGGUGCUGACUUGUGUGUGAAUUCGAAUAAGAAAAUGGAAAAUAUUCUUAGCUGAGCAUGCAUUUAUAAUGUGGAAUACAUAUCAAAUGUUGCUGUCAUUGUAAUAGCUUAUAUUAGUGACAAAAUCGCAUAUGAAAAUUAUUUUUGUGAACACCCAUUUUUGUUGAUUUAUUUAUGAUAGUUCAUGUAUUUUUCUCAUCGCCUUUAAAUUUAUAUGUUUUCAUUAUGCAACAGAAACUAUAGGAGCAAUCCUAGGACCAGAUGGCUGUACUCGAUAAUCUUGUUAAGAUGAACGAGCUCAUUUUUUAAAUUUAC